Messenger RNA from Cuscuta campestris, 1112 nucleotides. NCBI's taxonomy places the organism in Eukaryota, Viridiplantae, Streptophyta, Magnoliopsida, Solanales, Convolvulaceae. The record is from the annotation of a GenBank genome assembly.
ACCAUUCACUCAGCCCCGCCGGAGAAGCGCCUUCUACUCUACAUCCUCACCCGGAUUCUUCGCCCCCGGGACGGCAGCCACACGUGUCUCUUCAACGAGGAUCUCAAGGCCGUUCAUGCAAUCACCCAUGGCGCCUCGAUCAAUUGGGCGAAAUACGUCAUGAUCCACAUGGCGGAUUGCGCCUCAAUCGCCACCGAAAAGAGCUUGCCCUACGCCUUCAUCGUCAUGGAUCUCAUUGUCGCGGCCGAAAUCCACAUCGCCGGACCGGACACGAAGAUGACAAAGAUUUGGAUCAUCCAAGACAGCACCUUCCGGAAGAAGUCCGGUGACGAAACAGGCGAUGGACCGAGUCGGGCCCGUGCCCGUGCCCCUGCCACUGCUCCCGCUCCCGCUCGGGCCUCACUGCAGUCCAUACCCGAUACCCUGAAUUGGCUAACCGUCACCGUGGAUGGCAUGGGCCAAUACCUGGAGAGGAUGGACUGGACGCUGCAACGCCAAAACCACGACAUGACGGCGUACUUCCGGGGCAUCAACUACGUCCCGCCGCCCUUUGACAGCACCAUCCUCGGCCAAAACUUCGAAGGCGAGGAUGAGGAGGAUGACUCCUAUGCUCCGUCCUCCUCCCCCGACGAGCCCGAUUUUGAGGACGCGGUCGACGGGGAUCCCAUGGACGUUGAGGACGACGAAGAAGACGAUGACGCCGAGGACGAGGACGCCGCUGCCUAAACUCUUCUUUCUUUUCCUUCAUUACUAUGAUUGUCUUUUUUAUUAUUUCCAUUCCGUUGUAUUCCGCAUUUUCUCCUUUUUAAUGAAUAAAAGUUUACUUUUAUACUCCAAAGUUCACUUUUAAUUCUUUUUGUUAAUGUCAAAAGGGGGAAGAUAUCAAAGUUAUGCAUAAUUUGAGGGGGAAUUAUUUUUCAAAUAAAAUGGCAUCUAUUAAGGGGGAACACUUUUUUAAAGUCUCAAAGACUUCCUCAUAUGCAUAACCUCAUCUCGUUUGCCAUUAUCAAAAAGGGGGAAAUUGUUGAAACACGGGCAUGUCACGUUUUCGUACUAAAGCCGUGUUUGUUUUUAUGACAGGUUUUGAUAAUGCCAAACCGCCGUGAUCAAGU